AUGGGCUCGUCAGCAUCAAAGGCUUCUCGGGCAGCUGGCUCUGCGGCGCGGAAAUACCCAGCCCGCCCAUCACCAUCAACGACGACCCAACCGCAACCACAAGCAGCUGCACCUUCUCCCUCGUCUACGUCCAACGCCCUACCGCAAGCACCUCCUGCACCUAGCGGACAGCCUGGUCCGACCGUGAAGCCUCGCCCACAAGCAUCCGGCGACCGAUCAGAAGCGAUCAAUCUUGAUGCCUCAGACCCAGACUUCGCCCAAUCUCUACGCUCAAUAGGGCCGGUACAGCCUAAUCCGACAUUGUCUCCGACAUCAGCUUUCAGUCCCGGUCAGAACAUAAGACCACAAGCCCCGAACCCGCGCUCAAAUCCUGCACUUGCCGUACUCGAGGCUCGCAGUAAGCUACAGGAUGGCGCGGACCGGGAGUUCCUGGAGGCGGGAAGAAGAGGUCACCAAGGCAGAGAGUUCCUUGAUGUGUACACAAUCAGACAGAUUCUGACUUUGAGAGACGAGCAGCGACGUAAGACAGAUGAUAUUGAAAAGGCGCUAGGCUUGAAGAGGGGCGUCGUGGACAGACUUGGUGCCAGCGGAGUUGUGGAGUUGGCACAGGAAACGGGCAGAGCACAAAGAGACAUCAACAUGGUGUGA
Messenger RNA from Lecanosticta acicola, 648 nucleotides. Lineage: Eukaryota; Fungi; Ascomycota; Dothideomycetes; Mycosphaerellales; Mycosphaerellaceae. The record is from the annotation of a GenBank genome assembly.